Messenger RNA from Parnassius apollo (apollo), 345 nucleotides. The record is from the annotation of a GenBank genome assembly. NCBI's taxonomy places the organism in Eukaryota, Metazoa, Arthropoda, Insecta, Lepidoptera, Papilionidae.
AUGCUACAAUUUUUGGUUGUACAUUUAGAGGACAGAGAAGUGAUCGAAAAUAUUUCUAAUGACAAUGAAUCUGAAGAGACGUCUCAAGAUAAUACGAACACUCCAACAACUGCAAUAAAUGAAACUCCAACUACUGCAUUAAAUGAAAUUCCAACUGCUCCAUUAAAUGAUACUCCAACAAACGUACUAAAUUAUACUCUAGCAAAUUAUACACCUACAACUGCACGUAAUUUAUCUCAACGUACAAGUACAUUAAAAAUAGUCAAGCUUGUGCUCGUCCGCAGAAGAAAACGACCUCACAACCUUCGUCUUCAUCAUCAGAACUUUCGGCUUCUGCUUCACUAA